Messenger RNA from Cynara cardunculus var. scolymus (artichoke), 1851 nucleotides. Its product is annotated as cold-responsive protein kinase 1. The transcript has 7 exons. Bases 424 to 1626 code for a protein of 400 amino acids. Gene Ontology annotation, biological process: protein phosphorylation. NCBI's taxonomy places the organism in Eukaryota, Viridiplantae, Streptophyta, Magnoliopsida, Asterales, Asteraceae. Gene Ontology annotation, molecular function: ATP binding; protein kinase activity. The record is from RefSeq and is a predicted model, not a curated record.
ACGACAUGAUUGAGCUCAAGUCUUGAAAUCAACCCACACGUUGACUUUCAAAACACCCAAAUGGUAAGCUUGAUGAUGACCUUACCCUAAAUUUGUGUUCAUACUCUCCCUCCGUAGUCCAUACGAGAUUAGAGUAACUGCUCGUUCCAGGAAGCAAGAUUCAGGGUCCAAUCGCAUUACUUCGCUGACUUUAUACACUUUGAUUAAUAUACUACCAAAGGGAGCAAGCAAUCUCACUCCCAUUUUCCCCAGAUUACCUCUUCAAAAUCAUCACAUCCACCGCCAUCUUUUCGUAAUCGAAAUACCCAUUAAUCCCUGAUUCAAUCUUCGAUCGAUAGAUUUUGAGAUUUCAAUCCUGAAAGCAUCAAACAAACCAUUCUUGAAUCAAGAAAUUGGUGAUUUGGGGUGUCUCAGAAGGGGGUUAUGGGUUGCUUCUCCUUCCUCGCUCGUCGGCCAGCCAAAUCACCAAUUAAACAAUUUCCCGAAUUCGAUGAAGAGUUAUCAGACGUUCAGAAUCUUAAACUUUACUCCUACAAAGAACUAAGAAUUGCCACAGAUGAUUUCAGUCCAGCCAACAAGAUUGGAGAGGGUGGAUUUGGUCCAGUUUUUAGGGGAAGAUUGAAACAUGGGAAAGAAGCAGCUAUAAAGGUUCUUUCGGCUGAAUCAAGACAAGGAGCAAGAGAGUUCUUGACGGAAAUCAAAGUGAUUUAUGAGAUCGAGCACGAAAACUUAGCCAAGCUUUGUGGAUGUUGUGUUGAGGGCAGUCACAGGAUUUUGGUCUACGAUUAUAUCGAGAAUAACAGUCUGGCGCAGACCCUUCUUGGUAACGGCCAUAGUUCUAUCCAGUUCAGUUGGCGAACAAGAACCAAGAUUUGCAUUGGAAUUGCACGAGGGCUUGCUUAUCUUCAUGAGGAAGUACGCCCACAUAUAGUUCAUCGGGAUAUCAAAGCCGGCAAUAUUCUUCUUGAUAAAGACUUAACACCCAAGAUUUCGGAUUUCGGUCUAGCAAAACUCAUCCCCAGCAAUAUGACUCACGUUAGUACGCGUGUAGCUGGAACAAUUGGUUAUUUGGCACCGGAGUAUGCAAUACGAGGCCAAUUGACACGUAGAGCUGAUGUUUAUAGUUUCGGUGUUCUUCUCGUGGAAAUCGUCAGUGGGAGAUGCAACACAAACUCACUAUUGCCUAUUGAAGAACAAUAUAUUCUCGAAAGAACGUGGGAUCUUUACGAAAAAAAUGAGUUGGUAGAGCUUGUAGACACCGCAAUGCAUGGAGAUUUUGAUGCCGAAGAAGCUUGUAAAUACUUAAAGAUCGGUCUUUUAUGCACCCAAGACAAUCCAAAGCUGCGACCCGUGAUGUCAACCGUGGUCAAGAUGUUGUCAGGUGAGAUAAAGGUUGAUGAGGGCAAGAUCACGAAACCGGGCCUCAUCUCGGAUUUCAUGGACCUCAAGAUUAGAAGCAACCCGAAUAAGACUACUGCCUGUGGCACCAAUGAUCCAAAAAAGAACACAUUCAACACAAGUACAUCAUCUGGUUCUGAUAACAAUGCCGAACUUUCACUAUUAUCGUCCAACACGACUUCGCAAUCAACUAUGGUGUUUACGGACAUAUGGGAUCGACCCAAUUGACGGGAACUCGUAUGAAGAUUUGUGUGCUCGUUUUUUCGUUUUUCUUUGUUUCGAAAUUCUUGAUCCUUUGGAAGGUUGGAGGUAUAUAUAUAUAUAGGGGUAUGUAAAUGUGUACAUUUUUUUGGGUUUAAAUGGAAAAAUUAGUAGAGAUUUUGUUUUGUUCUUGAUCAAAUCAAGUUUGAACUUUUGGUGGUGUUUUAUUGAAUUUUUUGAACUUGUAUUCAU